Mucor velutinosus is the source of this 558-nucleotide messenger RNA. RefSeq lists its product as uncharacterized. Bases 1 to 558 code for a protein of 185 amino acids. NCBI's taxonomy places the organism in Eukaryota, Fungi, Mucoromycota, Mucoromycetes, Mucorales, Mucoraceae. The record is from RefSeq and is a predicted model, not a curated record. The transcript is spliced from 6 exons.
AUGGUUGUAGCAACACAGCUGGCAGUGAGCAGCGCCGCAUCGCAAGUACCGCUAUGGAUUCGUAUAUGGACACUCGUUAGUUCCCUUAUUGUCAUUUGGGAUUUCGGGUAUUGUUUGCUUAGGCCUUUGAGCAUGGAAGGUGGAUCACUCAACUUUUUAUGGAAACCUUAUAAUCUGUACGCGAAGAUUGAUUACUUUUACGGUUUGCCUGCUUUUAAUUCCCAAGAUGGUUUCACAGGAGCUCAAGCUUUCAUGAAUGGUAUCGAAACGUUGUUGAAUUUCACCUAUCUCGGGUUAUUAAAGAGCGGCCAUGUCAAUGUGGGCCAAGCUAAUCUGGUUGGAUUUUCUGCUGCUUUGAUGACACUUUCAAAGACUGUCUUGUACUGGCUUAUUGAACCAUUCUCAGGAUACCAACAUAUCGGCCAUAACAGCUUGAGGGAUUUGAUCGUUUUAUGGAUUGUCCCUAAUGGCCUUUGGAUUGUGGUACCUGCAGCCAUCGUUUACACACUAGGAAAAGAUCUUAAUCACCGCUUAAAUGUAAACUUGAAACAGGAUUAA